AUGCACGUCAUCCUUGACAGCGUAGGCGCUAACUUCUUCCUUGGCACCGCUGCUGCCACCUUCACCAGGGAACACGACAUCCUCGUUGAGUUUCUCACCCUCCUCACCGUCUGCUACACCAUCAUCCCCAAGCUCAAGGACGGCAAGAUUCACUACCAGGCCAGCAGCCCUGACAAGGCUGCCCUCAUUGCCGGCGCGGAGCUCCUUGGGCUCUAUGCUACCCACAAGCCCAAGUCUAUCUUCGUUGAUGUCCUCGACGUGUCCCAAGAGUUCCAGAUCCUCAAUGUCUGCAAGUUCAACUCGACCUGCAAGCACAUGUCCACCAUCGACUAUGCCUCUGAUGGCCAUGCCGGCACCAUCAUCUUUGAGCGCCUCAGCAAGGUCCUCGAGGACUAUGUGACCGAGGGCCUGCGCACACUCUGCAUCACUUACUGCAACAUCUCAGAGUCUAAGUACAAGCAGUGGUCCGCCAUCAACGACCAGGCUGCCUCCACCAUCAACGUUUGUGUUGACACCCUCAACAAGGCCACCAAGAUCAUCGAGCACAACAUGUUCCUCCUUAGCGCGACCCGCCCAAUCAUCCCUUCCUCGCUCACCCACCCUGCACAGGUCUGGGUCUUGACCAGUGACAGGCAGGAGACUGUGAUAAACAUCGGCAUGUCCUGUCGCCUAAUCACAGAGUCGAUGAACAUGGCAACCCACUCGCUCUCAUCCUUGUGCGGCCAUGCGACCAGCCUGAUAUAUGCACUCAAAAAGGAGCUGUCCAAGAUGUUCCUCAAACUUGCUGUCAUGUGCAAGGCCAUCAUUUGCUGCCACAUGUCCCCACUCCAAAAGGCGCUUGUUGUCAAGCUCGUCAAGAAGAAUCAAAAGUCGAUCCUCUUGACCAUCAGCAACAGCGCUAACGACAUCAGCAUGAUCCAGGCCGCCCACGUUGGCAUUGGCAUCUCUAGCAUCGAGGGUUUUCAAGUGGCUUGCUCCGCUGACAUCAUCAUCUCGCAGUUUUACUUCCUCAAGAAGCUGCUCUUGGUCCACAGGACCUGGAGCUACCAGUGCCUUUCUGGAUUCAUCAUGUCCUGUUCUCCCUAUUCUUGUCUGACACCCUCGCUACAAUUCUCAUUCUUCAACAACUUUUUGAGCCAGAUUGCAUAUGGGUUUUGGACCCUGUCCUUGUACAACAUCGUCUUCACUGUCCUCCUGCCGCUCGUCAUUGGCGUCUUUGAUCAGUUUGUCUCGGCCCGCAUCCUUCAUCGCUAUUCGUAG
Heterobasidion irregulare TC 32-1 is the source of this 1260-nucleotide messenger RNA. RefSeq names its product P-type ATPase. Gene Ontology annotation, molecular function: nucleotide binding; ATPase-coupled intramembrane lipid carrier activity. Gene Ontology annotation, biological process: intracellular protein transport; phospholipid translocation; post-Golgi vesicle-mediated transport. Bases 1 to 1260 code for a protein of 419 amino acids. Gene Ontology annotation, cellular component: plasma membrane. The transcript is spliced from 9 exons. Lineage: Eukaryota; Fungi; Basidiomycota; Agaricomycetes; Russulales; Bondarzewiaceae. The record is from RefSeq and is a predicted model, not a curated record.